This is a messenger RNA of Theobroma umbraticum, 1999 nucleotides long. Its product is annotated as myb-like transcription factor family protein. Gene Ontology annotation, cellular component: nucleus; NuA4 histone acetyltransferase complex; Swr1 complex. Gene Ontology annotation, molecular function: transcription corepressor activity. The record is from RefSeq and is a predicted model, not a curated record. Gene Ontology annotation, biological process: chromatin remodeling; DNA repair; negative regulation of transcription by RNA polymerase II. NCBI's taxonomy places the organism in Eukaryota, Viridiplantae, Streptophyta, Magnoliopsida, Malvales, Malvaceae.
UAAAAAAAGGAAAAGACAAGCAGUGGAUUGGAAGUGGAGGAGCAGCCGGCAGUUACCGAAUCCACAACCUUGCAGCUAAUUUUUGCUCUGCUCAUAAAACUACUGCUUUCGCGCUCAAAGAAAACCCUAGAAUCUUCCCCUGAAUCCCCAUCGAGGCCCUAAAUUCCCGAAAACAGAAGCCAAUUGCUUCUCUAGGAAGAAGCGGCUAAUUUGAUGGUUCGCAAAAACCCUAAUUAAAUAUCUGGGGGGAGGGGUGAAAAGUUACCAUGGACGCCAAGGACAUCCUUGGACUGCCGAAAACUCCGUUGCCAAUAACCCAAGAGAAGAAACCACGUCCCCAGAAAGAUUCCCAGAGAAAACCCGAUGGCAUUUCUCGCGAGGUUUAUGCCCUUACGGGAGGGUUGGCUCCGCUUAUGCCUUCAAUUGACGCCUCCCAAUUGAAACGACGCCCACCAUCGGAUGAGAAGAUCACAUGGCAGUGGCUUCCUUUCACAAGCUCUGCACGAAAGGAUAAUUUGCAACUUUACCACUGGGUGCGAGUCGUAAAUGGUGUUCCACCGACAGGUGAUUAUUCCUUUGCAAAGUAUAAUAAGUCUGUUGAUGUUAUCAAAUACACAGAUGAGGAGUAUGAAAAGUAUUUAACUGAUCCUAUGUGGACUAAGGAAGAGACAGACCAACUGUUUGACUUAUGCGAACGGUUUGAUCUCCGCUUCAUUGUUAUAGCUGACAGGUUCCCGACAUUCCGGACUGUGGAGGAAUUGAAGGAUCGCUAUUAUAGUGUGUCUCGAGCCAUACUGAUUGCUAGGGCUCCAUCUCCUGGAGAAGUUGCAGGGCAUCCUCUUGUUAAGGAACCCUACAAUGUUUCUCAAGAGACGGAACGCAAACGUGCUUUAUCGAUGGUCCUUUCUCAAACAAAGCAGCAAGAGCGGAAAGAUGCCGAGGUUCUUGCCGAAGCGAAAAGAAUAGCUGAGUCACGCAUGGCUGCACAGGGUGCUGAAGAACCUGAUUUGCCAGUCACAUCAGAUAUUGUUCCUGAAAGUGUUGAGAGGGCUAUUGGUCAUGGAGAUACUAUAUCUCCAUCCAGUGUUCAAGUUCCGUCUGCAGCUGUUGCACCUUCUACUUCAAUAAUGGCUGAUAAUGCCUCUACUCUUACUUCCUUGCGCAUGCUUCGAGUAUAUUUGAGAACAUAUGCACUUGAGCAAAUGGUCCAAGCUGCAAGCUCAUCUGCUGGACUUCGGACCAUCAAGCGGGUUGAGCAAACCUUACAAGAUCUUGGGGUUAAUUUGAAACCAAAGGUGCCAACAAAGGCUGUUUGUGCUGAGCAUCUAGAAUUAAGAAAAGAAAUUCUAACUUUGCUGAAUCUGCAGAAACAGUUGCAAUACAAGGAGGCAGAGGGUUCAUCUUUCCGUGAUGGUUCCUAUGGUGAUAUGCCAGGCACACCUAAGCGAUCACAUCGUGCUGUGGAUCAGGAUCGAACAUUUGUUCCUGACGCCAUUAGUUUUGGAGGUGAAAGGGCUGGCAAAAGGGAGCAGAAACGCAAGGGACCUGGAAGAGUAUCUGAGACUCCAUCUUCACCAGCUCACAAACGGCCAAGAAAGAUGAAAGCUUCAGAUCUAUAAUAAAGGGUGAGCAAGCAAAUUAACCUCAUAUAAGGAUUUCAGGGGCAGACUCGCGGCAGCUCCAUUAUGAAUCUGCCAAGUACAUCAGAAGCAGAUUUUGAAGCUCCAUGUUUUGACUACUAAACUUAUUUUCUUAACCAAAUCCAAGCUUUUUUUCUCACAAGUAGGAAAAACUCAACAUCUUUUUGAAUGAUAUGCAUAAAGCAUCAGAAUUCAAAAACUGACAUAUUUUACUGAUUUCCUUAGCUGGGAAUUGGACGUUUGGUUUUGUCAAAUUUUCUGGUAGGCGAGGUGCUAAAUUGCUUUGUAAUUUUACGUUUAUCUUGACCCUUGUAAAUAUAUUUCUGUUUGUGGUGAGGAACUAUUACUUACCUUUCACU